UAUUUUUAUGAUGGGUAGUAAUUCAUAAAUAUAUAUUAAAAAAAUACCAUUGCAAUAUUUAAAAAAAAAUAUAUGUAAAAUAGAAAAUAGGAUAGAUAAGUACUCUUCUUAUCUUAUAUAUUUUAUAUAAUCUAUUGUGAGGGUUGUUCCUUUAUUUAUUUAUUUAUUUUUUUUUGCUUUCCCUAUAAUAUACAUCUCUCUCUCUAUCUGCCUACCGCCAAACAUAGUAUAAAGAAUCUAUAGAAAAAUAAAUUUGAAAUGUUUAAUAAUGAUGUGCAAAGAUUCUGAAUACAUCUCGAGCCGAUCUUUUUGGGAAUACUAAAGUAUAGAGUGUGAAUGAGUUGAAUGGAAUGGUCUGUCACUGACUCCAAAGCCCCCACCAGUUCAUGGGACGUGGGUAGCCCCACGUAUUAGUUAACGUUGCUAUUUGUCAUGUGCUUGUUUUGGAAUUACCGCAUGGGCUUAUCUCUAACCGUUCGUCAAUCGUCACCGCUACCAAUACAAAAAUGGCUAUUAUCCAACUCCUACUUCCCUCAAAUCCAGAAUCCCAUAAAAAUAAUUUAUAUUUUUACAUUUUUAUUUAUUUAUUUACGAGUAUAGACUCGUAUAUAUUAUUAAGUCAAGACCCUGUUUGCUCUUCCUGAGUUUGCCACCUGAGCCUCCUGAUGCAAACAAGGGGGUUCGCCAAGUGUGUCUAAGAGAAUUGAACAGUAAGGUUGGCCAUGGACACGAACUGUCCGGUUCAUCAUGCCAAGUAUCAGCUCAACCCCACCACCAGCCACGUUUCAGUCAAGCAUUGGUUUUGGAGAGAGAAAACAGGUGAAGAGACCAGCUCAGGCCAGUUCCAGAAAAGGGUGCAUGCGAGGCAAGGGUGGACCCGAGAACGCCACUUGUACUUAUAAGGGCGUUCGCCAGAGGACUUGGGGGAAAUGGGUGGCCGAGAUCCGGGAGCCAAACCGCGGUGCCCGUCUCUGGUUGGGAACUUUCGACACGUCCCAUGAAGCCGCCAUGGCUUACGACGCCGCCGCUCGUAAACUCUACGGAUCCGAAGCUAAACUCAAUCUCCCGGAAGUACUACUGUCCUCCCCCUCCUCGUCAUCUCACAACAAAAAUCAUAUUUGUUCUCAGAUGUCUGAUCAGAAGGGGUUAACAGCGAUCCUGGACCAACCUGAGUUUCUGAAUCAGAAAAAAAUUGAUAGUAUAUCAGGUACUUCUAGAAAUGCUCCUGUCACGGCCGCUGUGGACAGCGUUAUUCCGCUGUGUGACGAGCGCUUUACGAACAUGGAGAGUGAUCAAGUGGAAAGAGUAGAUGGGCUGUGGGGGAGUGUGAACCCCAGCUUGCCUGAGUUUGAUGAUGAUGCAAUAUGGGCGGAGGCUGAGAUGUCUCUCGACUUUCCAAUCAUGGAAAAUCAAAGCAUUUUCGGCGCCAACAUUGCUGAUGGAGCUGGCUGGGAAACUCUACGGUCCCCGUGGUGCAUGUAAAAAAAAAAGAAAAAAGAAAGCUGCUUUCUCCUGAUUGCGCUCCAAAUAACUAUAAUAGGCUUAAUUUAGAUAUAAGCAUACGUAUUAUAUUAUUAAUAAUCAAUUAUGUGUCAGAUAAUAAGAUAUAUACUUAAAUGAAUUAUAAAUAUAGGUAUAAAGUAGACUACAUAUAAGAAGUAGGCAGUAGUUAGUAAGUAGUAGUAGCAGUAGCAUGGGUCUUUGGGAUAUUCAUUAUAUGCGCUUAUUUGUAUGUAUAUAAAUUUCUGUUUCUUUUUUUUUGGUGUGUUCUUCGGGUUUGGGGAGUGAGUACUGUUGUUAUGUAUAAAAUCUCUAGCUGGCAAGCGUUGGUGUGCUCAUUUUAUGAAA
Molecule: messenger RNA, 1848 nt
Organism: Humulus lupulus (European hop)
Lineage: Eukaryota; Viridiplantae; Streptophyta; Magnoliopsida; Rosales; Cannabaceae
Product: dehydration-responsive element-binding protein 2D-like
Exons: 2
Coding region: 748-1482 (244 amino acids)
Biological process (GO): positive regulation of DNA-templated transcription; response to stress
Cellular component (GO): nucleus
Molecular function (GO): transcription cis-regulatory region binding; DNA-binding transcription factor activity
Source: RefSeq, a predicted model, not a curated record